UGACACGCGUGUUUGUGUGUGUGUGUGGUUGGAAGCGUAACUUUUACGAAUAACUCUGAUCAUUUGCUUUCACAUGAGGGGAUUUUCAUCAAACAGCCAUCACCUGUGGUCCUGAACAGACAGCGGGAUGGCUGGCAAGCCGUUCCGAGCCACGUACAUCUGGACUAACAUCAUCAACAACCUUCAGAGACAGGUGGAGGUUAAGAGGAGACGACACAAUCUGAAGAUCUAUCACGAUUGUUUUUUGGGCUCUGAAGCUGUGGAUGUGGUUUUGGCUCAUAUUAUUCAGAACAAGGUCUGUGGAGAUGCCGAGGUGCCUCGAUUCAAAGCUGUCCGACUCUGCCAGGCCCUUAUGGAGGCCAGGGUGUUUGAGGCGGUGGACACCAAGGUUUUUGGGAAGGAAAAGAGACAAGCCAAGUUUGAGGACAACAGCUGUAGUCUGUACAGGUUUUUGAACAGGUCGACCCCCGGCACAUCAAGCUCAGAGACCAUAGAGAGCAGAUUUGACUCGCUUCAGAAGAACAGCUAUAGUACACCCUACCAAAGGAAAGAAGAUGCUGUGUAUUCAAACCAAUCAACGGUCAAAACUGAUAAAUCCCUGGAGGAUGUGUUAGGAAAUCUGAACAUGAACACUAUCACACCACAGUUGAUGAAUCUGGGUUUAUCGCAGGAGUUGAUAGAUGAGACAUGGAGGCAGCAGACAGUGCUGAGGCUUCUCCAGCUGAUCGAACUUCCUCUUCUGGAGAGUCUGUUAGAGGGCAGAGAGAGUCCUCGCCCACCCCUCCACAGCAUGGACAGUGACCCUGACCUCCUCUACACCAGCAGCUACAUGGACCGAGAGAUCCUAAAGGCCUUCAGUGAAGCUCAGGCAGAUGACUGGCUGUCUGCAGCUGUUGAUUGUCUGGAGUUUCUUCCAGAUCAGCUGGUGGUGGAUGUGAGCAGAGGUCUGGCCAAAUGUGCGGAGGAGACGUUGCAGUACAAGCAGCUUCUGUACGGGGUGCUCGUGCAGCACUACGGCCAGUCUGAAUACCCACCGCUGCUCAGUAACCACGUGUUUGACAUUCACUCCGGUGUGUCUGAGCUGCUUGUAAACGGGAAGCGUGAUCAAGCACUGGAGUCUCUUCAGCUGUGUCUGAAGCUUCAGGACUCACGCAGCAGAGAGGAACUCCGCAGGUUACUGCGGUUCAUGGCUCUCGCCACCAGCCCGCAAGAACUCAAACUGCACAAAGAGAUAGAGAACAGAAUGGCAGUGAAGAGGGCGUUCUCUAACGCUAUUGUGUAUGGGAUUAAACUAGCCAAAGGGAAAGUUGAUCUUCUGGUUCUUUUCAUGAUGGACAACCACCUCGACCUCUUUAAGAUUCCUGUCACAUUGCACAGACUUGUAAGUGACAGACUGACCAGUAUCGUUAAUGGAACAGAUCCAGAUCUCAUCACAGGUACAACCUACUGUCAGCGUCUUACCGGAAAAGAUUACAUAGAAACAGUUCACAAAACUACCAGAGAAGAGCUAUGGAGUUUGCUUAAAACGAUUCACGAGAACUCUAAACUUUCUGUGAAAGAGAAGCGCAGACUACUGGGACAGUUUUACAGAGGCCAUCCUGAAAUAUUUGUGCAAUAUUUUGGCAACAGAAUAUCCAGUGCUUGUUUAUAAAACCACCUUCCAUCAUACCAAGGAACUACUGUAUGAUAUGUAAAGAUUAUUUUGUAUGUAAAUAUGUAUAUUUUGUAGAAAGAAAAGCAAAACAUGUUCAGUUUUAUUUGACAAAUAUGUGCCUGUGUGUUCAUGUGCUAUAAAGGUCAAAGCUUGAUGUGUUUGAAUGAA
Molecule: messenger RNA, 1822 nt
Organism: Triplophysa dalaica
Lineage: Eukaryota; Metazoa; Chordata; Actinopteri; Cypriniformes; Nemacheilidae
Gene: depdc7a
Product: DEP domain containing 7, paralog a
Exons: 9
Coding region: 128-1651 (507 amino acids)
Biological process (GO): intracellular signal transduction
Source: RefSeq, a predicted model, not a curated record